Phycomyces blakesleeanus NRRL 1555(-) is the source of this 573-nucleotide messenger RNA. It is a transcript of the gene Ndufb9, whose product is annotated as NADH dehydrogenase 1 beta subcomplex subunit 9 NDUFB9. NCBI's taxonomy places the organism in Eukaryota, Fungi, Mucoromycota, Mucoromycetes, Mucorales, Phycomycetaceae. The record is from RefSeq and is a predicted model, not a curated record. The coding region runs from base 12 to 347 and encodes 111 amino acids. Gene Ontology annotation, biological process: mitochondrial electron transport, NADH to ubiquinone. The transcript has 3 exons.
ACCUAUCCAUCAUGUCAACUUCUGCUGCCUCAACAGCAUUCAAGAAUGCCCACAGAUUGCAUGUCCAAUCUUUGUACAAGCGCUCCUUGAAGCUUUCCCUCGAUUGGUACAUUCAGCGCGACUUGUGGCGCCAAAAGGCACUCGACAUUCGCGCUCAGUUCGAACGCAACAAGCAUAUUACCAGCCCAAAGGAACUCCAGGCAAUCAUUGCCAAGACUGAGCAGGAACUCAAAGACUGGGCACAUCCCGAUCCAUACAAGCUGCCUAUGGGCCCUGAGGGUACCAAGUGGGAGCGUAACUUGCCUCCUCUUAUGGAUUUCCCUACCCCCUCUGGAUCCCACCAUUAGAAACAAUCCGAGAGGAACUGGUGUUGCACACAAUAAACAAUGCGGCCUUUUUUAUAUGUUGGAUAUAUACACAUACACGUUUUUUUUUGAUGUUCUACGUUUUUACUUUAAGAAACAUUGGGUGAAUAAGCGUGUGGAAUGGGCGGGUAACUUCUUUAUAGCUCUUAUAAGCCAGCUGGUAAAGUUCUAUUAUCAAUGAGUAAAUAAAGAGUGCACACAUACAGAC